CUUUUGAACUUGGCUCAGCGUUGCAUUUCUGUUCCCGCCACUCGCUUGCCGCGGCUUGAUGCUUCAAUUACCGACUGUUGAUGAGGGUAUGGCUUCGAUGAUGGACUUGGUGAAGAUACAGAUGACAAUUUGUCACCCCUCCAAAGGUUACAGAAAUAUCUCGACAGUGACAACAUCUUCAACAGACAAAUGGUUGCCAGGGGCUUGUUGGACACACUUAGAGCGGUUGGCACCAAUGAGGAGGAGGCUCAUGCCGUCCUUAAAGCUAUGGUCAAAAUAUCAGAAGAUUCUGAACCAACAGUACGAUCCGAGUUGAUGGAGCAAGUACCUCAUAUAGCAGUGUAUUGUCAGGAAAACAUAGAAACGUUUGAAAAUGCGGUGCCCACAUACAUCCUACCAAUGGUUGUGCGGUAUCUCAACGAUGGCAAUAACCAGGUGCGCAAAACAAGUCAAGCUGCCCUCCUUGUGCUGUUAGAGCAGGAACUUGUUGACAAAGCUGACAUCGAGGAGCAGGUAGUCCAUGUAAUCUUGGAUCUGGCUUGUCCUGACAGUCUUGAUGACUACAGAACAGAGGCAGUGGCUUUGAUGAGCAAGAUGGCCCCCCUCCUUGGGAAGGACAUCACAGAGCGUCAGUUCCUCUCUCGAUACUGUGAGAUGUGCACAGAUCCACUCUUCCAUGUCAGAAAGGUUUGUGCUGCAAAUUUUGGAGAACUCUGUGCAGUAGUAGGAACUGAAAAUACAGAGGAACAUAUGCUUCCCAAGUUUUACUAUCUCUGUGAGGAUGGGGUCUGGGGUGUACGGAAAGCAUGUGCCGAGUGUUUCAUGAAUGUCUCCUGUGCAUCAUCAUUAGAAGUCCGACGAAAUGACCUGGCCAGUCUCUUUGUAAAUCUGCUCUGUGACCAGUCAAGAUGGGUGAAGAUGGCUGCCUUUCAACAGCUUGGACCGUUCAUCUCAACCUUUGCUGACCCGAACAGCACAGGAUUGGUGGUGAAUGAUGAUGGCAGUAUCACCUUUAUCCACCCUGAUGGUGAACAGCAGAGUGAAGCGGAGGCAGAGAUGAGCUUCAAACGAGCUGCCAAAGAAGCCUUGGGCUGUGAUAUUGAUGACCUUGAAGCUGAGCUCUUCCGACAUGAGAAAGAAAGUGAAGAGGGCUCUUCUGAUGGGACUGAUUUGCGGGAGGAGAAGAUGGAGAUUGAUGCUGUGGAUAAUGGUGAGGAAGAAGUGAAAGAGGUGAAAGCUAGUGAUGAAACAACGAAAUCAGCUGUGGGCGAUCAAGAAAGGUCUGUAGAAGAAUUGAGAGCUGAGAAGUACGAGAACAAUGUCAAAGUAACAGUUGAAGAACCAGUGGCCACUGAUGGCAGUGAAUCAACAGUGACUUUGGAAGAGAUUGGGGAAUCAACAGACGGUGAUGUAAAUGACACAGACUCAGCUGUGAAACCCGAGGAGGAAAAGUCUGAGGCUGGGAAGUCUCCUGAAGAAGUUUCUCCUGGAAGUUCGGAAACAAAGGAAGAACAGGCCACAGACCAACAGGGAAAGGAGGAAGAAGAAACAGAAGUAAGUGAAGACAAAUCAAAUGAAAACACAUCUACCUCCGGUGCUACAGACGCUGAGAAUUCCUUGGAGUCUGUAGGAGCUGGAGAAGAGGCUGCUGGCAGCCCUCUUGGACACUUGGAAAAAACCCAUGUACAUAUUGACAGUACAGAGUCUUUCAAUUCUUUCCAAUUCUGGCGCCCACCGUUCCCCCAAGUUGACCUUGAUUUUGAUUUAGUUGACGGAGCCCCAACCAACAUUCACAUCACUGCAAAGGUGCAGGACGACGACAAAAAGGUCUAUGCAACAGAAAUGAACGUGGCUGUAUCUUCAAGGGGCCUUCAGGAUGUAUCAACGAGCAUAGCUCAGAUGCAUGUAAGUGAAAAGGCGACACCAGUUGUUCAGACUACUGCUGUGGAGCAAGCUGGCGUGAAGAUUCACACAGCAAGUGUGAGCACUGUGAGUGAGGUGGAGACAGUUAGCCAUAUUGGCAGCACCCACGUGAUAGGGCAGCAGAUAAAUGAAGUGCCUAUGGCAGUGGUGGAUGGUGUUGUGCAAGACCUAAGUACCAGUAGUAUAAGCUAUAUUGAUAGCGAGUUAUCCCUGUCUUCCCAUGAUAGUCUUCGUGAACAGUCACUGAUAGAUGACGCCACACUAGCUCAACAACAGGACAUUGUGCCACAGUCUCUUCUGGAGAACUACCUAGGUAUGGUUGACCCAUCUCGCGCACAGACAGUGGACACAGAGAUUACCCGGCACUGUGCAUACAAUCUCCCUGCCGUGGCCUACACACUUGGGAGACAAAAUUGGCACUGCAUUAAAAACCUGUAUGAAACUUUGGCCCAAGAUAUGCAGGUAAAUGAGUGGAAAGUUCGCAGGACUUUGGCUUUCUCACUUCAUGAAAUGGCUAUGAUCCUUGGUGAAGAGAUUACCCACAAGGAUUUGGUGCCAGUUUUUGAUGGAUUCUUGAAAGAUUUAGACGAAGUUAGGAUAGGUGUUCUCAAGCACCUAGCAGAUUUUUUGAGGUUGUUGCGGCCUGAUGUCAGACGACGCUAUCUGAAGAAGGUGCAGGACUUCAUGUCUACAGAUAACCAUAGAAACUGGCGCUUCAGGCUGGAGCUGGCUGUCCAGCUGGUUCUCCUUUGUGAGCUGUACAGUCCGCAAGACAUCCGCCAGUACAUCGUACCCAUGUCGCUUGCCUUAGCUUCUGACAAGGUCUCAGAGGUCAGACACAUGGCCUACAGGCUGCUGAGCAUAAUUCUACAUAGGAUGUUCGAGGAAAAUGAAGAGAACCUUCUUAGGGCACUGGUGUGCGAAGUUAUUGACAAAUUUGCCUUGAGUGCCCGCUGGAUCGGGAGACAAAUUUUUGCCCAAAUCUGCCAUGUGAUCCUGGAAGAGAAUUCACUACCUCCUAUGAUGUUUGCUGAGGAACUUCUUCCAAGCCUUUUAAGUCUGGGAGUAGAUGCAAUACCCAAUGUACGCCGCCUGUCCAUGGCUAAAGUCCUAGCACAAUGCAUUGUGCCUUUAGAAUAUUUCACGUCGCAACAGAACCCUCAGCAUGAAGAGCUGAUAGCAACCUUGCAGAAGCUGCAGGCCGAUACCGACAGGGAUGUUCGCUUCUUCGUCUCGCAGCAUCCCGAGACUACCAUCUCCUCCCCGCAUGACACAGUGCCUGUUUAACCUGCUGUGAUCACGUCACCAUGGUGCUCAAACACUCAAUGGGGUAACUACGUCUCAGGUGGACAACAAAUGGCGGGGAACCAAAACACUCAAGGGAGGCAACUGUGAAACAGACCUCUCCACUCUGUACAAAUGUAAAUUUACAUCCAACUGUCUGUGAUGAUGAAGUAUUUACAUGAUGAUGCACGGGAUAUGUUACAGCGCUGCACAUAUCUGGUGGCUAGCUGCACAAUAUGGUGAUUCAAAUGAGUAUCUGUUGUCACCAAUGAGUAAAUUUAGCCUUGCUGGCUCCCUCUAUUACACCUUGUAAUCCCUACAUAUGUUACCUUUACACUAAGAUGUUCAAUACGCUGUUUUCUUACUAUCUUCACCAUUGACAAACUAGUUUAUGAAUGAAAUAUUUUACUGUAAUUUAAGAAUCUGUGUUACUACACUAUGAAGAUUGGAGUUGAAAAUCAAUAUUUGCUUGGGCAUAAUCAAUGUAUUAACCGUUGAUUGCACUGAUUGUUUUCUUACUGUGAAUGUUUUUGUAAGAGCUGUAGUUGGUUUUCAAAUUGAGUGAAUCAGAGUUUAAGAAUGCUUGUCCACUGUUAAAUGUGUUUUGAAGUAAUAGAAAGAAUUCAGUAUGUAAGUCAAGUUGGACAAUCACCUUGUAUUCUUGUGAAUAUCUGUUACCAAAGCGACACUACAGUCUUUCUUUGCUUUGUAAUUGUACCAAUAAUAUAUUGACAGUGUUAAUGUUAUAGUUGAUCUGAAGAUUACAGUAUUUUGCCAGUGAUAUUAUUGACAAGUUUUGCUUCAAGUUUCUGAGUGAUGCACUUUACAGUAAGGAUGGGUGAUGAUACUCCCAACGUAGUGAUUUAGUUUCCAAGCGACUAGGAUGUAGUUAUUAGUUUGCGAUUAUUGAAGUCCCAUCUAGACUAACAGUACCUCAGGUUUGACAUCGCUGCUGACAGGUGUCUCGAGUUGACAUCUGCAUUACACGCUCUCUUCAUACCGAGUCAUUAUCGUCUGAUUAUCAGGCAAUCAAAAAGCAAAAGUAUCGGGAAAGUGUGGAUAUAUUGACAUAGAUGUUUCAUGGCAUCUUGUAAGAUAGUUGUGCAUAGCAUGGAAAAAGUGGUUUGAAUUGCCCGACAUGUUUAAGAUUGCCUUUAAACACUGGGAAUGUGUUCAUGGUAUGUUAUACUCAGGCAGAAGCUUUCUUAGCUAUUUAUGCAGUCAUUCAUUUUUUCAAGUAACUAUAAUAGAUACAAAAUGUAAACCACAUCAAUUCCAUUAUUGUUUUGUAUUUUUUAUUCAUUAACCAGACCACAUUUGUCAAAUUCUCAGCACUGCAUACAAAGGAGUAAGACGAUUAGCCUUUAUACUCGGUCCAAAUAGUCUGAAUAUUAGUGUGAAUUUUCUGAACAGAAAACUGCUUAUUGACCUGAAAGAGUAGAUACAUGUGAAACAUGCUUUGUAGAAUUCACAAAUUAUUCUAUUACCUUAUGAGACGGACAAAGAAGUUAACUAGAAAAUGUAACUUCCUGAACCAAACAACCCAGGAAGGUUGCGUUUGUCUCGGAAUGUACGACUGACCAAGCAUUAGGAUCAGAAUCAAUCUUACUUUAUACUUCUUAUUUACCUUAUGUUUCACUUUCAAUACCUCGUUAGAAGCUCUUUCCUGAACAGUGCUAGUUUGACCUAUAUCUAUAACUGGCAUUUCAGAGCUGAAGAUAGAGGAAGCACUUGGUAGAUACUAUAGCCUGUAAACGAAAAAAUCUUAAAAGUUGGUCCAUCUCAACUGUAUUUAGACAUUUCGAUUUUUCAGUAAGUGCCUUAUCUAAAGGUGCCAUCUGUAUGAAUCGAGCAGAACUUGAGCUAAUUUAGGGCAUGAUAUAUGGGAACCUGCCCCCCUUGCUUGUUUACCCUCCCUCCAUGGACAAAACUAAGUCAACUUUUUAUUUUAUGUAGGACCCCCACCAGAGCAGGUCAUUUGCCUCACCUUGUGUAUGUCCAAAAAUGAAUCGGAAGUUUAUGUACCCCAGCACAACAGUAAUGUUCAUGGUAUAUAGGCCAUUUUGUUCCUAUUGGAUAUGGAGACCAAACUAUAUUUUCGUAGCAGAAAGUGGUAAACAUCUUGGGUGCAUGUGUUAAUUAUAUUUAGCUAUUCUCAUUCAUUAAGUCUUCUCCAAGAUCUGUGAAGAUGUCUCAUUACAUCCAACUGAUUUUAGCAAAUAAAUAUGGUUACAUUGUUCCAAUAACGUUUGACCAUAUUUGUUCAUUUCCAGUGCUGCAAUAGCACAUACUGCUCUGUACUAAUCUUAGCAUAGAAGCUUCAGGAGUAGCGACAGCUCCAGGCCCGUCUUGUGUAGUGUUGAAUGUGGUGUGUGUGAGCGCGUGUCUGUGCACUGCUACACAGAAAGCGUCUUUCAACAAAGUCUUUCAAGUUGCUGCUGAAUGCAUAUGCAGUUGGGCUGAGCAUUGUGCAAAUGUUAAUCGAACUAUUCCAGAUGGGCGACAUGUUUUUAGCAGAAUAUUGUAAUUUACACUACAAAGUUUUGUAUUUUAGAUGUUGUACAUUCAGAUAAUGCCAAAUGGUCAAAAAAGGGAUUUAUUUAUUAUAUUUGUUUCAUAUGAAUAAAAAAAGGUAAAAUAAAAUUUUACUUUCACUAA
Haliotis rubra (blacklip abalone) is the source of this 5865-nucleotide messenger RNA. Its product is annotated as serine/threonine-protein phosphatase 4 regulatory subunit 1-like. Gene Ontology annotation, molecular function: protein phosphatase regulator activity. Lineage: Eukaryota; Metazoa; Mollusca; Gastropoda; Lepetellida; Haliotidae. The record is from RefSeq and is a predicted model, not a curated record. Gene Ontology annotation, biological process: protein dephosphorylation. The coding region runs from base 190 to 3210 and encodes 1006 amino acids. The transcript has 20 exons.